AUGGAUGCCUUCUUUGAACAGGCAUCUGCUAAAAUGGGUGGAACGCCAACAGCAGAACAAUUAAAAAUUGUUGCCUCUAUUUUAUCAUCCUAUCCAUGUGCUAUCUUAUUCAAAUUAAUUCCUGAUCAACAAACAUUAGUGAAGCAUUUAUUCUCUAUCUUUAUCACAUCAUUUAUUAUGAUUUCAGUACUUCAUUCAUAUGCAGGAUUUAUACAUAUUACUUUGUCAUGUUUCUUUACUUUUAUCUUUAUGAAAUAUUAUAAACGUAAGAAUGGGCCUUGGAUUAACUUUGUAAUCAUCAUGAUUAGUAUGUCAUACAGCCAUUUAUCUCGCCAAUUAGUUGGUUUUGAUGCUGAUAAUUCAAAUGAUUAUUCUGGUAUGCUCAUGAUUGCCACUAUUAAAUUAACUUCAUUUGGAUUUAAUGUGGCUGAUGGUCGCACAAAAGAUCAAACUAUACUGUCAAGUUACAACCAGCGCAUGAAAAUUGAAAGAUACCCUACUCUAAUUGAAUUUUUCGGUUGGAUGUUCUUCUUUGGUGGAUUUUUAGUAGGACCUACUUCAGAAUUUAUGGAUUAUAUGCGUUUCGUAACAAUGCAAAUGUUUCAAGUCAAGGGCAAAACUAAGGUUCCUGUUCCUAUUAAACAAACUCUCUUUUUAAUUAUCAAGAGUUUAUUAUUUAUAGCUGCUGUCGUCGUUAUUUCUCCUUAUUAUAGUUCUGCCAAUAUUGAUUCUGAUGCAUGGAGAAGUUUAUCGUUUGUAAAAAAACUCAUUUAUCUUCAGGUAGCCGCUUUCACAUCCCGUUGUAAAUAUUAUGUUGCUUGGUAUUUAUCAGAAGGAGCAAGUGUAUUGUGUGGUUUUGGAUUUAAUGGGUUUGAUUCAAAUGGUAAACCACGUUGGGAUCGAUUUACAAACCUUUAUGUAUUUAAAUGUGAGCUUGCUCAAUCUAUUAAGGAAAUGAUUGAUCAUUGGAAUAUGGGUGCUAAUCGUUGGUUACGUUAUUAUGUAUACUUGCGUGUUACUCCCCCAGGUCAAACCGGUGGUGCUAUGAGCGCAUUUAUUACUUAUGCUGUCUCUGCUCUUUGGCACGGAUUUUAUCCUGGUUAUUAUCUAUUCUUCUUAUCUGUUACUCCUUUCCAAUUGUUGGCACGUAACUUUAGAAGAACAUUCCGUCCACUCGUCUUUAUUCCAGGUACAAAGAAUCCUAAACCUAUGCUUAAAUUCUUUUAUGAUAUCAUUACUUGUAUUGUAACCAUGACAAUCGUCAACAUACUCUCGGUUGCUUUCAAUCUACUCUAUUGGAAACCAGUCAUUAGAGCUUGGUCCCAAAUUUAUUAUGUUCAUUAUUUGGUUGGC
Molecule: messenger RNA, 1353 nt
Organism: Cokeromyces recurvatus
Lineage: Eukaryota; Fungi; Mucoromycota; Mucoromycetes; Mucorales; Mucoraceae
Product: MBOAT, membrane-bound O-acyltransferase family-domain-containing protein
Exons: 4
Biological process (GO): lipid modification; glycerophospholipid biosynthetic process
Cellular component (GO): endoplasmic reticulum; membrane
Molecular function (GO): 1-acylglycerol-3-phosphate O-acyltransferase activity; 1-acylglycerophosphocholine O-acyltransferase activity
Source: RefSeq, a predicted model, not a curated record